GUUUCUUACUUAAAUGAGGUGAUAGUGAUAUUUCUCAAUUAUGUUUUAGAGCACCUAUAUUGAGUGGAGUGGUUAAUACAUUAUAGGAGGUAAGGAACAAAGUUCACAAGACAUAAUUGUUGGCACAACAAAAUGUUAUUCUGGUCCAAGCUGCAUGUGGUGAUAAUAUUAAGCAUAAACACUCAUUGGAUUAAGCGUGUUCCGUGUCGGACACAUGUCGGUGUGUUCGACACCGACACUUAUAAUUACAUUGAAUUGUACUAUUUUCUCAAAUUAUUAUUGGUGUCGACAUGUUAGUGUCCGUUGUCCGUGUCUGUGCUUUCAGAUAUAACAAUGCUGAUGUGUGGGUUGUUUUGCUCAAAACUUUAACAUAUCUACUGCUUUUCAUGUCGAGUUUAUUGGGGCUAUGCUUGCAAGAGCUAGCUUCUAAAAAGAGUUGAAUAUCUCUUCGGUUGGAAACUGACUCUCAAUUGGUUACUAUGACUUUUUAGAAGCUUAUUGGGGAUACUGUCCUAAUUGUGUAUAAGCUGGAUUACUUGGAAAGAGGAAGUUAAUGGUGGAUUGAAGUGAGGGUAGAAUAGGAAAAAUAACUCCAACAAUGACUAUUUUAGUUGGAGAGCUUUAUACUAAAACAACACUUAUUAAAAAGAAACUGAGGGAGUAUUUGGGAAAAUGUAUCAAGUCUUAUUCCGCACACCCGUUUAUAGUGUCCUGUGUCUAGGGGUAGAGCGCCUCGACGCCUCCUCUUUGUCAGCCCCAAACCUAGUUUUGAUGUGUCUCCCCCACGUAAUAUUUUCUCAUGAUUAGGUGAGAUACGAAAGACACACAUAAUACUCUCCUACAACCAGCUGGGACUUGGGUCACGACUUGAAGGACCGUGACAGUGGUCCGUCAUUUUCCUUUAAGUUGGCCCCUCUUAGUUAUGAAGAGCUCGGCUAACACUUGACGUGAUCAACCUCCAGCUCUCAGUCUUGGUCAGUUGCCCUCAGGCAUUUUCUGUACUCGGCCUCUGGCCUAGCAAUCCUGGCAGUCAUCCUCUAGUCAAACUAUUUGGUACUGAAUUCCGGAUAGUGAACACAAUUCUUGAGUGUCCAGCCAAAAAGACGAAGGCGCUCUAACAGGCCGAGUAAAUUAAUAUCGUAUACUAAACACAACCCCCGAGCGUUGAGCCAAAAAGACGAAAGUGGUCUAACAACUCAUUUAUUUAAAUAAUUCAAACUAAAAUUUGUACUGACUUGUUAAUCAAUAAUGAAGCUUUAGCUUUACUUUGGGAGUUUGGGUCCAUAAACCAUGUUCUGUGUUGGCAGUUUCAACAAUUUUGGGAAUUUGGAUGAGUCUGCAUGUCUAUUUCUUCAUUUCAGUGCAGCACAUUUUUCUUUGAUUUGUUUUCUAAUUAAUAAUUUCCUUUGCUGUCUUUUGGUCACACAGUUAGCACAAUCUGACUGAUAUAACAGGCAAAUCUUCAUGAAAAGUAAAAUGGGAAGGACACCUUUGUGGUUUUGUGGAUGAAAAAAAAGUGAUUUAGACUUUCCAACUUGUAAAAAAGUAUAGACCACGUUUAACCCCCAAUCAUUAACAUGAAACUAUAUCAUUCAUUAUUUUUUCCACUCAAACUCUCAUAAAAGCACUCACUUCUCAACACUAAGUGCAUAUUGCAGCAAAGUUGAGAUCAAAUACAGCUAAUAGUAGUGAAAUACAGUUUUAAUCACGGUCACAUUACAGUCUCGGAUACAUAAAAACCUUGCGGUUGCGGACAUUUUUUUGAAAACCGGAUAUAUCUACACCGGCUACCUGUGACUUGUUGGGCGAGGAGCUAUUUUCUAGUGCCAUGAAGAGAACGAGUGAAUGGAAUUAUUCCCAGGAGAUUCCAAGUGAUGUCACUAUUCAAAUUGGCGAAGCUUCAUAUUCGUUACACAAGUUUCCAUUAAUUUCCAAAAGUGGAUACAUAAGGAAGCUCAUUUCAGAAUCUAGUGAUGCUGUUACCGAUGUUCCAUUAAUUGAACUCAUUGAUGUCCCUGGUGGAUCAGAAGCAUUUGAACUAGCAGCAAAGUUCUGCUACGGCAUAAACUUUGAAAUAAGCGUUGAAAACAUCGCUAUGCUUCGCUGCAUAGCCGAUUAUCUUGAGAUGACAGAAGACUAUUCGGUCGGAAAUUUGGUAGGAAGAACUGAUUCUUACUUGAAUGAAGUAGCACUCAAGAGCAUGUCAGGAGCAAUAUCUAUCUUGCAUAUAUCAGAAACUCUUCUUCCAAUUGCAGAGAAAACAAAAUUGGUUAGUAAAUGCAUAGAUGCAAUAGCAUACAUAGCAUUAGCAUACAUAGCAUCGAAGGAAAGCCAAUUUUGUUCAUCUGGUAGAAGUGAUGGUAGUAGCAACGAAAGAGUGAUGAAUUCUUCCACUGCUUCUCACCCGAGGCCAGCUGUUGAUUGGUGGGCUGAAGAUCUAACUGUUCUUAGAAUCGAUUUUUUCCAAAGAGUUCUAAUUGCAUUGAUGGCUAGAGGGUUUAAAAAUUGUGGUAUUGGUCCUAUUAUAAUGCUUUAUUCACAGAAAUCCCUGAGAGGUUUGGAGAUAUUUGGGAAGGGAAGGAAGGAGAUUGGACCACAUGAAGAGCAUGAGAAGAGAAUUAUUUUAGAGACACUAGUGAGCCUUAUGCCAAGGGAGAAGAAUGCAGUAUCUGUCAGCUUUCUUUCUAUAUGGCUUAAGGCGGCAAUAUAUCUCGAGACAACUGUUGCUUGCAGGUUUGAUUUGGAGAGGAGAAUAGCCAUGCAGUUAGGACAAGCUGUUUUGGAUGAUCUUCUUAUUCCUUCAUUUAGCGGCGACACAUCGUUUGAUGUAGAUACAGUGCAAAGAAUCAUGAUGAAUUACCUAGAAUCUGAUAUGGAAAAUCAUUCAGUUUAUAAUGCAGAUGAUGAAUAUUAUUCUUCUCCACAAAGGGAUGUUUUUAGAGUUGGAAAGUUAUUGGAGAGUUACCUUGCUGAAAUAGCCACUGAUAGAAAUUUAUCAGUUGAAAAGUUUAUCAGUCUCGCUGAAUUAAUGCCUCAAAAAUCAAGAACAACAGAAGAUGGAAUGUAUAGAGCCAUAGACAUCUAUCUUAAGGCACAUCCGUUUCUAAGUGACACGGACAGAAAGAAAGUUUGCAGCAUGAUGGAUUUCCAGAAGCUAUCACGAGAGGCGCGAGCGCACGCUGCACAAAACAACAGGCUUCCUGCCCAACAUGUGGCUCAACUUAUGUAUUAUGAACAGCAACGUCUUCGCGACAACAUCGAUGGCACUGGCAGCGUAGGUUCAGAAUCACCUUCGACACCUGACAAGAGGAAUGUAUACUCAUCUGAGCUUUAUCCGGCUUCUAAUGAGGUUUCCAAAUUAAGAAGAGAAAAUGAAGAUCUGAAAUUAGAGAUAGUGAAACUUAAAAUGAAAAUAAAAGAGGUGGAAAAAUGUACAGUUGAAUAUGGUGUUAGUAGUCCAUUAAAUGUUUCUUCACCUUCAGCUGAUAAGCCUCCUUUGCCUAGAAAAUCAUUCCUAAACUCAGUUUCCAGAAAACUUGGCCGUCUUUCUCCUUUUUCGCGUGCUAGUCCUGGCAUAACACCGAUGAAAGAUCGCCUAAAACAAGACAAGGUUCGACGCUACUCCAUAUCCUGAUUUUGUGCGUGAUAUUAUGCACGGUACAUGUUAACCAGCGAAGCCAAAUACAUGUAUUUUUUUUGCUUAUAUUCAUUCUAGAGGCAGUAUUUACUUGCAGGGUAAUUGUUUUGUUGUAUAGGUAUGUAUGAUUGUUGUCUACUUAAUGAUAAUAGGUGUUUUCUGUAUUGAAAAAACAUGGCGUGUCCUUGUGUUACAUAUUAUGAAUGAAUAUUAGCAUGCCCCAGGAGUGAUAUUUGGA
Molecule: messenger RNA, 3875 nt
Organism: Trifolium pratense (red clover)
Lineage: Eukaryota; Viridiplantae; Streptophyta; Magnoliopsida; Fabales; Fabaceae
Product: BTB/POZ domain-containing protein SR1IP1-like
Exons: 5
Coding region: 1829-3634 (601 amino acids)
Molecular function (GO): protein binding
Source: RefSeq, a predicted model, not a curated record